ACUUCGGUUGCCAAGACAACGCUGAACAACUGCGUUUUUCAUUAGAUGUACCAGAAGAUUUAAAUAAAACUUAAUUUACACUCUUAAUCUAAUUUAUAAGCACAUGUGUAUGUUACUGAUGUAGCAAGAGAAUGCAAUGUUUGGAGGGACCGAGGAUACAACCGUGUGAUGAUGGCAGUGCAGUUAUGGGAUCUCUCCCUCCCACUCCCUGCCAUCAUUCUCAUCUCAGUGGGACUCUAUAUGUUGUUUCUAGCAGGUAUUUUAUGGUGCCAUCACUGUCUUAAGGCUCAGUGCACUCCUCAGUGUACAGACUGCUGCCCAAAUGUUUCUCCUUUUGAAUACUGUCACAUCUGUGCACAGUCAUGUGACUGCCGUCCACCAUCCCUGAACAUGUGCCUUGACUACUCCUGUCCCUCUCCGAAUUGUGUCAUGUGGGACUGUGCCUGUACCUGCCAAGCACCUCAAUGUGAUUCCAUCAACUGCUUCUGCUUUGAGAUCAAGUUCAAAUAGAGGAAUGGGAAGCAGAAAUGCUGGAUUUGUACUUGCUUGUAAAAUAAAGAAUAUAGUUUGUUCUAUACCAUAUUUAGUUAGAUAUUCAGAAGUGCUUUUGGGUAUUAUGUUUACAGGAUUUGUUUUGCCUUUCUCCUCUUGUUGAAAACGUGUACAAAUGUGUGUAUACAAAUGGAUGUUUUCAGUGUAUGCAAGCAGUCACAUCACAAAAGCAUUUUAGGAUUUUUAAUAUUUACUAGAAGUAAAAAUGCCCCUUAAAUUUAGACAAAGUACUUGUGAGAGCCAAGGAGGCCUUGUGUGUAGCUACCAGGAUGUGUGUAAGGCUUUUUUUUGUUGUUAAAAUCUUAUUAGGAUAAAUGUGUUAAAUGGCCAGGUUUGAAAUGUGUUAUGAACAAGUGUUUUCAUUCUAUUCUCCAUUUUAGUGUCUGAUUAAGGUUGUCAGCUGUGCUCUUGUGUUCAUUAAAGGACUUUAUAUGUUUACAUUUAUUCAUAUUUUUAAAACAUGGUCUGCACUUUGGAAUGCAGGUCUCCGUUAUUAACAAGCAUUAACUGUCCAUACUUUCUUCCUUAGUUUACAGUCGUUGCAUUUCAGUAGUCAGUUCUACACAUUUCUGCAGUAAUAACACUAUUACAAUGUUAAAGCACUGAAGCUAUUUUGAUAUAAAGUAAUUUUGUUUUUUUAUUUUAUUUUUGUAU
This is a messenger RNA of Trichomycterus rosablanca, 1206 nucleotides long. RefSeq lists its product as uncharacterized. The record is from RefSeq and is a predicted model, not a curated record. Lineage: Eukaryota; Metazoa; Chordata; Actinopteri; Siluriformes; Trichomycteridae. The transcript is spliced from 4 exons. The coding region runs from base 169 to 510 and encodes 113 amino acids.